AUGGAGACCGGGGUAGUGCAAGCGAGCUCCCGGCUCGGCUGGGUCGCGCGGCUCUCGACGAUGGGCGGGCGGUCUUCGUCCACGAGAUCAGCUGGGUGGUCUGAUCAUUCCGCGGCAGUCGUGGCCAAUGACCACCAGCAGUACGCCAGAGGCAGCUUCGGAGGUCCACAUACAACUCGGACUUCGAGAACUUCCUCGCGGGCGGGCAGCGUAUCAACAGGGUAUCCCCUGUUCUCUUCGGUCGGCGCUUUCUUUGAUGCCGUGCUACUCAAAAUCCGCGGGAGCGGGAGGGCGGACGGGCAAACAAUCAAACUCUUCCAGAAGCGAAAAGGCAGCGCAGGUAAGGCAGUUUCAGGACUUUAUCUAACUGGCUCGCAUCGUUCAUGAAAAGCGAGAAUUCGCGCUAGCGAACUUGGUUCGUUCUACUUUGAUUUUGCUGCUGUUUCGAGCAUACGCUUUUUAUGAUGAUGCUUGAACUUAUCGUCAUCGCAUAUAUACUUCGGAUUCGCAGACUCGGUGCGCUCCUUCGGGGCAGGGGACUCCGGAACAUCAAGCGCAGACACCAGUAAGCAAAGUGACUCUUUCGACAUACCGCUGCCGCGUCUGCUGCGCGGAAACGGGCUUGACUGCGCGACGGUGAAAUUUCAGGCCUUUAGCUUUCGCCUGCCAGAGACGCCCGCACCGAGACGGCGGUCGAGCCUCGGUUCCAUUACCAACAGCGGAAAUCUCAAGGAACCGUUCGUCGCACCCGUGGGCGAGGCUUUCGAGCCGGUACUCGUACGCAGUGUUGUUGGGCACAAACAAUGACAAGAUUACAACAAUGUCAUAAAUUUCUCUUUCUUCUCUGAAGUGUGGCCCUUGGAUGUUUUUCUGUCUGCGUACGAAUUUUCAUAUUCAUUUUGUGCUUUCUGUUUGAGUAAAAACACGAACUCCUCGUCCCAGGCGCGUCGCGGUCUGCAACUGGACAAGCAGCGGAACCUGUUCCAGGUGUGUUCCACGAAGUCCGCUGUCUUUCGCCGCGGCGCUUUCGAAUUGUACGUUCUCGCCUUCGAGAACACCCGUUGGGUCGCGCUUACCGCCACAAAGCAAAACGAAGACACGGACCACUUUCUGAUCGAGGCCACCUGCAAGCUGUGGACACUGCGGCGCAAAACGCUCCUGGUUGAGGCGGUGAAGAGCAAGGCGCUGCUGCUGUGCGUGCAGCUUCUCGAGGACGACACCCGCUUGAUCAAGCCGGAUGAGGACGCUGGUGCAAACGGAGGAAAGAUAAAGUUGCCGUGGCCGGAGUCCCUGCCCGAAUGUCCCGUCUUGUUGCCCGCUGUCGGAACUAAGCUGAAUUCGCUGGGGUCCGUGGACGAGAAGCGCCGCGGGUCCUCCACGGGCCCCGGUCCCAUGGACUCGGUGCUUCAGCAGCGCCGGCGCAGCUCCACGGGUUUGGAUCGGUCCGCGCUGCGCCCGACAUUGCAACAAGCGGAGCAAAUGUUGCUCACAACUCGCUCGGGAAGCAAGGGAAGAAGGUAA
Amoebophrya sp. A120 is the source of this 1521-nucleotide messenger RNA. Lineage: Eukaryota; Dinophyceae; Syndiniales; Amoebophryaceae. The record is from the annotation of a GenBank genome assembly.